AUGCAGUUCAAGACGCUUCCCUUCCUUAUGUUGGCUGCCACAGCCCUGGCUGCCCCCGAAGCCCAGCCAGGGGACACGGACAGUGCUCAAUCCUACAUUGACAAGCUCGAGAGCCUUGCUACCCAGACAGAUAUGCCCGAAGGCAUGCCAACCAACAUGCCCUCGAUCAAUACGCCCCCCCCUUCCAUCAUGUCGGUGCUCAUGACUGCCGUCCCUGCUUCUCUCCUCCAAGAUAUGGGGAACGCCGCUUCUCGAUCGUCCUUUGCUAGUGAGAUCAGUGCCGGUAACUAUCCCGACUGGUACAAGAGCCUCCCCGGUGAUGUCAAGACCUACAUCUCGACUGCCUACCAAACCGAUGCACAGGCCACUGGUGCACAGAAGACCGGCGAUUCCACCGCAACUAGCGGACCUAAGGCGACCGGUAGUUCUGGAUCUGACUCCAAAUCUUCUACUUCGGAGGCUGGUGCUGCCCCUACUGGUGCUGUUGCAGUUGGCUUGGCCGGUGCUGCUGGUAUCCUUGGCCUUGCUAUUGCGCUGUGA
Aspergillus bombycis is the source of this 540-nucleotide messenger RNA. RefSeq lists its product as uncharacterized. The coding region runs from base 1 to 540 and encodes 179 amino acids. NCBI's taxonomy places the organism in Eukaryota, Fungi, Ascomycota, Eurotiomycetes, Eurotiales, Aspergillaceae. The record is from RefSeq and is a predicted model, not a curated record. The transcript has 2 exons.